Mercurialis annua (annual mercury) is the source of this 1403-nucleotide messenger RNA. RefSeq lists its product as uncharacterized. The transcript is spliced from 5 exons. NCBI's taxonomy places the organism in Eukaryota, Viridiplantae, Streptophyta, Magnoliopsida, Malpighiales, Euphorbiaceae. The coding region runs from base 315 to 1157 and encodes 280 amino acids. The record is from RefSeq and is a predicted model, not a curated record.
AAAAAAGGCAAAGAAGAAUUGAAAAUAUGAAAGCUAUGAUAUAAUUAUUUAAUGUUAGUGAAGGUUGUCAUAUUCUUGUAUUUAUAGCGGUUUAUACGUUUGUGCAAUUCCUUUUAGGAUUAAAAACACCUAUCAAUAUUUAUUUUUCUAUGUUUUUAAUAUGUAUCUAAGGAUUAGGAUUGUCAACUUAGAUGUUCAAGUCUUUUGUAUCCUUUAAAAAUUAGGAGUUUCAAAGGAGUGUCAAGUGUCCGCGAAUACAUUUUUAUGUAUCCUUUAAGGAUUAGGAGUGUCAAUUUAUAAGGAGUCGAUCUGUAAUGGUUUCCAGAAAGGGCGAUGAGCUUUCAAUUGAUAUUGCGUCUACCGACGACAAAGUGGUGGAUCAUUGUGAUUCGCUUCAGGAGGACUCUGCUGUGGAACUCAACGAUGAUUUUGAUCCGGAUGUACGGAAAGAUGACGAAGGCGUCGAUUCUGAUGAUUACCAAGGCGUCGAUUCUGAUGAUUACCAAGGCGGCGAUUCUGAUGAUUACGAAGGCGACGAUUCUGAUUCGGAUUUAGAUAAUGACGACGAAGGCGGCGAUUCUAGCGACGGCUCCGGUUUGUAUAUAUGUGACGAUGAGGAAUCUUCUGAUUCUGAACCGAAAGAAUGGAAUGAAGUGGAAGGCACCGAAUCGGAUUCGGAUGUACCUAAUUAUGAUUCUGAUAUCAGCAGCGACAGUGGUAUUAUUGAUUUCGAGAACGACCAACAGAGAGAAGAAUAUAUUAUAUACAAACGCCAAUUCAGACAUUCCGAGGGUUUUGACAUCACCGACUUGCCCAGUUUCGGAUUUGUUGGGAUGAUAACUCCGGUGGAUUUUGACUAUCCCGGUUACUUUCUCAAUGGCUGCCGGAAGGGCCUCGAUUUGGCCAUCAACAGAUAUAAUGAACGCCAGAAUGCAGACUUGGAGCUUAUAAAAAUUUUGAAGUCAAAUAAGGUUGCACAUACCAUUUACUUCACAACCUUUGAGGCUAAAAGUAAGACUGAUAAAGAAGGUGAUGCCAAGACUUAUCAGGCUAAGAUGUUUUAUGAUGAUAUCUCCGGGAAAUUUCUGUCUUAUAAAUUUCGACUGAAAAAGCAGUUAAUCCAGCUCCCUGAAAAAGUCAAGUCAAUGCAAGAUUGAUCGAUGUUUCUAGCAUACUAGUUAUAGUUCUAAAACUAAGUCCAACUUUGCUGCUGUAACUUUCAAGCAGAUGCAAACUAUGCUUAUGAUUGUUCCGAUUUCGUUUGCAUUAUGUUUUUAUCUUCCAGGGCUUCAUUAAAGAAAUUGUUGAGGUAUGAGAUGGAAAUGUCCUAUUGUAAUUAAGUUGAUGCGCACUUUACGCCAGUUAAUGAAAAUAGCAGGAGUUGAUGCUAGAACUUGUUGAUA